CAGAUGAAAAGGGUAUUUUUGACUACAAAAAUAUCAUUUCUUACAGAUUUUUCCUUUCAAACAGUAUUCUUUAAUAUAACCUCCUUAAAAUUUGCCCUGUGCGGCGGCCAAAGCCGUUCAAGCCACCCUUCGUAGAAACUCCAUUGAUUUUCUUAUAGGUAAUAAAACAGGCUAUUCGUUCAAGGCGAAACCCUAAUUUCUCUUACUUUCUGUGUUUGUACAGCUAAGGUUUUCACAGCUUAUCAGGCCUAACUACUUGUGCUCUAGAGAUGGAGUUGAUGGGUGUUGAUAAUACUAAUGAAAGUACUGAAAGGUUGCCUAGUGUAAAUGGAAAUGGUAUUGAUCUUGGGCCAGUUUCACCUGAUGAGGCUGGGGAAGGUUUGCCAUAUGCUCCGAUAAAUUGGCCAAAACCUGGUGAUAACUGGCGUUGGAAAGUCGGGAAGAGAGUAGCAGUAACGGGCCAUUAUUUGGAUAGAUACCUGUAUCCUCCAAAACGCUUUCGUCAUCUCGGUGUCUCUAUGAGUAGGGGAAGUGGUUUUGCAAGCAAGCUUUCUGUUGAACGGUAUAUUCGAAAAGCAUUUCCUGACGAAGAUGUCAACAAAUUUUUUGCCUCAUUCAGCUGGAAGAUCCCUGCAACAAAGAAGUUAUCAGUCAAUGGUAAUGUAGAAGGUCAAACUCUUUUUACUGUAUUUUCUGAAGAGAUAGCAGAACAUUCUCAGCCUGACUCCCCAUCAGAGGACGGGGGCUGUAAGGCCAGAAAUAAGAUGUGCAGCAGUUUGGUGGUGCAAGCAGAAAAUUCAUCUUUAACUGCCAUGCCUUGUGAUAUUUGCUGCAACGAACCUCGGUUCUGCCGUGAUUGUUGUUGUAUUCUCUGCAGCAAGACUGUGAAUUUGAAAUAUGGCGGCUACAGUUACAUCAAAUGUGAAGCAAUGGUGGGUGAGGAUUACAUAUGUGGACACAUUGCUCACUUGAAAUGUGCUCUGCGUUGUUACAUGGCUGGGACUGUUGGAGGAAGCAUUGGGUUGGAUGUUGAGUACUGUUGCCGUCGCUGUGAUGCAAAGACAGAUUUAGUUCCACAUGUUACUAGACUUGCAAAAAUAUGUGAAUCUGUUGAUUCCUCAGUUGAUGCUGAGGAAAUUCUGAAUCUCGCUGUCUGUAUUUUGCGUGGUUCAGAAAAGACCAUUGCUAAGGAAUGGCUAUGCCGUAUUGAACUGGCAAUUCAAAAGCUUAAAUGUGGGGCUUCUCUUGAAGAUAUCUGGAAAGUUGAAGAUGCUGACUUGGCCAUUUUUACAGGUGUUGGUGAUGAAAAUGCCACAGAGGAGCUUACAACCGACCAAGAUUCUAUAGUUGCUGAAACAAGCCCAUUGCGAUCCAUGCCCGCAUAUUCUGAUCAGUGGAUGGUGGUAUCUCAAAAACUUGGGGAAGAGAUUGAUGACGUUCUUCAAGCAUUGAAGAAGUCCCAGGAAACUGAAUAUAAAUUGGCAGAGGAAAGGCUUGAUUCACAGAAGAAUUACCUUUGUAAUCUGUACCAGCAACUUGACAAGGAGAGGUCCGAAUUGGCACAUCGCACAUGUGUGGCUGACCCAGAUAUGCUAUUAAAAGCUGUGUUGGACAGAAAGAACCAGAUAAAACUGCAGGUCAGGGUACUCAAAGAUAUGGAAAAAGUGGCCAGAGGAUUUGGAAGGACCUCAAAAAAAAUUCUCAAGGAUCACUAUGAUCUGGAGAUUGAUGACUAAAACAAAUAUCCUUAUGGGGUAUGCUGGAUUGAAUUUGUCAGAUGUAUUCAUCAAACUUUGCUGUAGAACACAUCACCUUUGCAUUCUUUUAAGUACACAUCUCAUAGCUUGAAUGAGGUUUCAAACUACAGGAGAUUGAACCGUGUGGUGGGGCGCGAUCAAAAGCGGGCCGAUAAUCAAUCUGAAAAGAAAUGAAUGGUUGGAGCAGUCUGUUGGCAAACCAAUGGUUGGAUCUUUAGUGAACUGUAGUCAAUUGUAAUGGAUAGUUGAGGGAAAUUGUAUAAAUGAGAGGGCUGUGCUUUGUUGUUUUAGUGGGGGUAACAUAGCCUGAUUGCCCUCAUGUGACAUGGCUUUUAAAACUGCAAAUCAGUUAGCCACAGUGAUGGUAGAAUGAGUCUGUCAUCUCUUUAGAAAUGGCUUCAUUUGAGAAAUUAGAGCGCCACAUCUUUUCUACGUUGUGGUUAAAUCAGUCUAUUGCUUGAGGAUAUUUUUUUUUGGUAAGUAAUUAAUUACAAAGUUUUACAA
This is a messenger RNA of Mangifera indica (mango), 2261 nucleotides long. RefSeq names its product OBERON-like protein. Bases 270 to 1736 code for a protein of 488 amino acids. Lineage: Eukaryota; Viridiplantae; Streptophyta; Magnoliopsida; Sapindales; Anacardiaceae. The transcript is spliced from 6 exons. The record is from RefSeq and is a predicted model, not a curated record.